CACAUCGGCGGCACCGAGGCCCCGCCGCGCCCCGGCCCCGGCCGGCACCAACGCACCCUGAUUCUCGGCCCGAGCGACGACCUUGACCCACAAAGUUGCACUUCUUCUUGGCGGCCAAAUCUGCGCUGCGCCCAUGUCCGGUGGUCAAUUGUGAAUCAAGGGCGCCCUUGUCCAAAUCCUCGAAAAUUAGGCGGGAAAAGGGCCGUUUUCCCGGAGGGCGUCAGUUGGGUUGCCUACCUACCGGGCUGUUCUCACCAGUCAUCCUCAGAGAGAGGCCACCCCGAAACGCUUCUUGAUGAGGCAGCACUUUCACCCCUACGACGGAGCCACCCGCACUUCUCUUAACUGUUUCGCAGAGUUCUGUUUGGGAAUUCCCUGCAGGCCAGGCGCGUGAACUCCGGCGACCGCGCGGCGGAGAGCUCCGUGACGGGACGGUCCCUUGCCGCGUCGAGUCGUCAACAACGCCGGGGGGGCCGUGGCCGUCGGUCGCUGCUCUGGCGGGGCUGCACCGAUACGAGAUACGUCAAUGGACGGCGCGGCACUUAAAAGCCGUGGCGAUCCUCCUCCCCGCCGUGCUGCUUGGUGCUUCGCAGCGACAUGAGCACCAUGACGGCCACCUUGCUGGUCCUCCUGGCCGUGGCGCAGGGCCUGCAGCUCGCGCACUCCAUCGACCCCUUGCUGGCCAACCGCCGGUGCAUCAGUCCGCCCUGCGACUACACCACGCUGGACGUGGACGGGCUCCUGCACGACGGCUUGUCCCCGGGGUCGGAAUCCGUGUUCGGGGCGCGCAGCCUGCGUAGCUUGCGCCAGGAGCGCGAGGUCCACGCCCGCGCCCGCAGCCUCGCCAGCCUCCUCGAGGGGCUCGCCCCGCUGGCGGCCGCCACCUCCGACCUCCUGGCCGGCGUCGCCACCCUCGGCUUCGCAGCCAACAACCCGUACUACAACCCAUGGUAUGGCGGAUACGGUGGAGGCUACGGCGGUGGUUACGGUGGAUACGCCCCAGGCUACGGAUAUGGGUACAGCACACCCUUCAGGCCAUUCCCUUAUUUCCGUUGAGCUAGGUUCGGUACAAGUCAUGAAGCGCAGGCUUGUAUUGGAUUGAUAGUACUAAUUGCUCACUAUGUGAAAAAUGCUUGAGGUGAUUCAGGGUAGGGGCAGUAAAUAGUAACAGACUUUAGCUUCAGAAUUGGUUUUAUUUAAAUUGAUGAGAACAUUACAGCAAAAUCAAACUUGACAAUAUCCGUUGCUCACUUUCCUUGUCAAAGUAAUCAGGACUAGGUCUUUACACUUCAGUAACUAAAUUGCUGAUAAACACCAUUUCACCCUUUAAUAGCUAAAAUUAUUGAAGCAACCUUCAGUAAAAGGAAAUCUUUGUCAGA
Thrips palmi is the source of this 1379-nucleotide messenger RNA. RefSeq lists its product as uncharacterized. Bases 598 to 1056 code for a protein of 152 amino acids. The transcript has 2 exons. NCBI's taxonomy places the organism in Eukaryota, Metazoa, Arthropoda, Insecta, Thysanoptera, Thripidae. The record is from RefSeq and is a predicted model, not a curated record.